Apus apus (common swift) is the source of this 601-nucleotide messenger RNA. RefSeq names its product ribonuclease CL2-like. The record is from RefSeq and is a predicted model, not a curated record. Lineage: Eukaryota; Metazoa; Chordata; Aves; Apodiformes; Apodidae. Bases 97 to 528 code for a protein of 143 amino acids. Gene Ontology annotation, molecular function: nucleic acid binding. The transcript is spliced from 2 exons.
CUGGGGCCAGUAUAAAAGAGGUGUGGAGGAGUGUGAAGGAUUCCGGAAACUCAGAGGCCAUCAGGGAAACAGGCACACACACAGGUGCAGGUGGCCAUGGCAGCCUGGACCCUAUGCAUGGUCCUGGUGCUGGCAGCACUGGAAGGCGCAGCGAGUGAGAGCCGCUAUGAGAAGUUCCUGCGGCAGCACGUGGACUACCCCCAGACACCCACGCUGGCCGCUCACCGCUACUGCGAGACCAUGCUGGCACGCCGGCGGGUGACAGCCCCAGGGAGGCCUUGCAAGCCCUCCAACACCUUUGUGCAUGCAUCUGCUGAGGAGCUGGUGGCUGCCUGCACCCAGGAACCUGAUGAAACAGGGUUCCACAGCACCCCCACAGCCAUGACCCUCACAGCCUGCCGCGUACGGGGUGGCAACACCCGCCCCCCUUGUGCCUACCGGGCCAAGCAGGUCCAGCACCACGUGCGUGUCUCCUGCCUUAAUGGGCUGCCCGUGCACCUUGCCGGCACCUACCCACCCCCUCAGUGAGGUUGGACAGGAAUGUGGAUUCUUCCUCCCAGUGGGGUUUCCAUUACAAUCUGCAAUAAAGGAGGUGCCGAAG